AUGUUCAUACUUACUACGAUUCAAGACCUAAUACAGAUCGCGCCUCAGGACUUCAAGAAGCCGAGCGAUCAAGCAAUCAAAGAUGUCGUCAACGACAAGUACAGCAACAAAAUCGUCCCUGGCAUUGGCCUCUGUAUAUGCAUGUGGGAUCUUCUGUCUGCAUCAGAAGGGUUGAUUGGCCAUGGUACUGGACUCGUGAAUGUGAACAUCGAAUUUCGCAUGGCAGUCUUUCGCCCAUUUCGCGGUGAAAUCAUUUACGGUCGAAUCAAGUCAUCCUCCCCAGAAGGCAUCAUCAUCGACCUUGACUUCACCUCUGAGAUCUUCAUUCCCUACCAAAACCUAUUCGAGAACUCAUCCUUCGAUCAGGCUGAAAGCGUAUGGGUGUGGAACUCAGACGGUACAGAGCUCUUCUUCGACAAGGGUGAGCCGGUGCUGUUUCGCGUCGAACAAGAAGAGUGGAUCGAUCAGCGGCCGACGAUAGUACAGAAAGAUGAAGAUGGUAACGUGAUUGAGGAAAGAGGCACGGCGUGGAGGAUUAUUGGAUCUAUGAACCAGGCUGGGCUGGGACCGACAUUGUGGUGGGGCGAACAGGAGGAAGAGGGCGAGGAAGGGGAUGUCGAAAUGGACGGCGCAGAGGGAUAA
Plenodomus lingam JN3 is the source of this 642-nucleotide messenger RNA. RefSeq lists its product as uncharacterized. Lineage: Eukaryota; Fungi; Ascomycota; Dothideomycetes; Pleosporales; Leptosphaeriaceae. Gene Ontology annotation, biological process: DNA-templated transcription; transcription initiation at RNA polymerase III promoter. Gene Ontology annotation, cellular component: RNA polymerase III complex. The record is from RefSeq and is a predicted model, not a curated record. Gene Ontology annotation, molecular function: nucleic acid binding.